Pseudophryne corroboree (corroboree frog) is the source of this 1909-nucleotide messenger RNA. RefSeq lists its product as uncharacterized. The transcript has 6 exons. The record is from RefSeq and is a predicted model, not a curated record. The coding region runs from base 2 to 1696 and encodes 564 amino acids. Lineage: Eukaryota; Metazoa; Chordata; Amphibia; Anura; Myobatrachidae.
CAUGACACAGCAGCCAGCGCCCGGGACCCUGCCUAACACUCUCCCAGGACCCAGCAAAGCAAAGGUCCCUGCCAAAUCCCCGUAUGGUGCAAGCAGUUGUGCCAGUGCACCAGCGCUCACAACACGAUCACCAGCAGCCUCACAUCCACCACUGAAAGCAAAGAGAGGAGCCAUCACGGUGAGUGCUGGGGUCACGAGAGAGAGGCACAUCGCUACUGUAACACGCCCUGGGCCACGGCUGGAACGCCCCAACCCGUCCGUGCUGGUGACAGUGCGGGUAAAGAAGUCGGGGUUGAAAGUUCUGGACCCUGAGAAAGUGAAGACUUUGACGUCAGCAGCUCGGUCUCCUGUGUCAGGAGGCCCGAGCCGGAAUUCACUUCAUCAUCAGACAAGUGUUCACAAGCAGUCACCUCAGAGCCGCCGGCAGGCCGGGAUUACCAGAUCUCCAGUGAAACAGGCAACACCUGCAAGAAUGAGAACAGAGAUUGCUGCUAGACGCAGCCAGUCGGUCCGGCAGACGAUGACCGGAUGGAGUGAAGACGCUGCAAGCCAGCUAUUGACCCAGCAACUUGAUGGACUGGCUCUGAGGGACCAGGAUCGUGCUGGUUCCACAUGUGACAAAUGCAGAGAGGUAGAAAUUCUGCCCCAGGCCUCAUUCCAAGCUGCCGUCAUCCAGACUAAGGACAGUACAUCAGUUGGGGCUGACGCUCAUUCCCUAGAGGAACCCAGCGAACGUGACCCACAGAAUCCUACAGGCUUACUGACCCCCCAAACUACGCCUGCCAAUAACAUAGAACCAGACGCGGCCCUCAGCAGCGGAGACAUUGCAGAGGUGGAUUGUGGCUCUACCUGUGAGCAGACUGGCACGGCCCAAGAGCCGCCUGCAGGUGAGGACAUGAAGUCACAAACGGAACCCUCGCCAUGCCAUAGCAGAGACAUCCAAACACCAGAGACAGCAUCUCCUGGCAUUUCUCCAUCCAGCAGCAGCGACACUAAAGCUGCAGGUGCUUUACAUUGUCCUUCUUCAGGACCAGAGCCAGCUACAGAAACUCAGUGUCAAGCAGAGAAGGCUACAUCAACCCACAGUCAUUCCAUUAACGAAACUGGCUCAGUGAGCAAGGAUUCUAAGUCACUGUCAGCAGAAUUGGAUUUAACUGAAAAUAACAACAUGAGCCUGGGCCAAAGUUCAAACCCAGCGGGAAUGUCCGUAUUCAAUAACCAGGCCGAAACAAGCCCACGUGCCUGGUCGGGGAGCAGUGAGGUUAUAAGGCAAAGUCAGGGGGUUCUUAUACUAACCAGAAGUACGAAUGAAAACGCAAUCUUUAUUCCCAAACUUAAAUUUGCGUUCACCCCUGACAACAGCAUAGACUGGACUGCGCUGCGCCCGCCAGCUGUGAAAAGCGAAGGAGAUCAAACAAAAAUGGAUGACGCCCGGAAUAUGAAACCAUGUACCCCUUGGGGACCUUCCUUUAGUAAGAGUGUCCUGAAGAAGUCCUCUACACUCCCGGGCCAUGGGCCUAGGUCAGGAGACCUCCCAGAAUCCUCUGGUGCUGGAGACGUUACAAGGAACCGUACAUAUCCUCCCUCUGCCAUCGUGGAUCUGUCCAUUUCAUUUCAGGGCAAAUUUGAGAACCAGGAAAUCCCAAAUGACAUUCCCAAAUUAUUACUGGCAGCGGAUAAUGACGAGGAGGACUAGGACCACGUACUGUACAGUCUUCUAGCAGCAGGCGCUCGCUCCAGAGCUACUUACUAGGGGCUGCUAGGUGGCCGUUUGGUGGGGAAGAGAGGCCACCGUCUACACCAUGGGACACGUCCUGUGGUAAGUACGAAGAGAUCCAUAUUACGUACCAAGCAUUGCACUCUGAUCUACCGUACGUGUACUGGACAGUAAAACAUGCAGUGUUUCCUA